UUCGGUCAGGUUUGUCCCAACAUGUGGCGUCUGCUGCUGGCGAUGAACUCCUUGUGGCGGUUGUCCGGGUGCGAGGGGCCUACCGUGGCGGAAGUGCUUCACUUCUACGAGCUGGUGUACGUGAAGCGCCAGGGUUGCAGAGGGCAAGUGAACCUGAGCCGCCGUCAGGGAGCACCGAAGCUGAUAGAAAACCUAAGGGAUUCAAUGUCCUAUUGGCGGGGGACCUUCUGUGUCGCCACGGAGGGAUGGGAGUACCAGGCUGGAGCGAACGAAGAAGGGCCGACGUUUAGGAUUAAGUCGGAAUUCCAACCUAUCCGAGGUUGGUGACCAUUUUCCGCUGGCGGUAGCCGGCGGGGUUUUUAUCUUGAAGGCUUUGUAUUCUUACUAAUCCACUUGUGUUUGUGCAGCGGGACUGCGGUACAACCUAACGCGGGAGGAGGAGUGUCGCAUUGCUCGUAUCAGAGGCUGCUGGCGGAACCGUAACCUGCUGGACUUUAGACUUCUGACUGGCUGGGAGUUGCUAGUCGACCAGAAACUUACUCGCUCCGUUGAAACUCCGCCAGGAAAUAAGUCGAGCCGCGACGCCUUCGAAAAAGCAAUGGACAGCGCCGAGGUGGACAAUUAUCUGGAGACCAUGUACGCCGAGGGGCUGGCGGCCCAACAGACGCUGGUGAACCCCGAGACACUGGCGCUGAGCCAGUCGGAGGUUCCGGUAGUGCUGCCAAUGCCGCACCACUCCCAUCUUGGUGAGGAUGGCCUGCCGGUAGUGCAGGCGGGGGUCCCAGUGGCUGGCGGGAAGAAGGGAGGCGCUGCGGCUGGGCAGCAGAAAGAUCGGAUGCCCGCCAACAGGCGUGGCCCCCAAAAGGAAAAGGUGGUGCCGCCGGCGGAUACUGUCAUUGCAGCAAGGGAGGAACCACCGGUGAGGGUGACGAAGACUGCCGCCGGGAACCAGAGGGCGCCGGAGAGAAAACGUCGGCAGGCCGACUCCCCUGACGAGGAAGAGGGGGAGGACGUGGAGGUGAUCGGCUCGCGCCGACAGAAGAGGGCCCGAGGAGCUCCGUCGAAGACUGUUGUGGGGGAGGGAGAAGAGCCCGUCGCCAGCGAGCUAGACUCGUUUGCCGAGUACGCACCGUUCAUGACAGAUGGGGAGCGGGAAUUUCUCUUCCACCUAUGCGAACGGCUAGGGUUCGGCGGCCUAGCGGGUAUCUCACGCCCGACAGCAAUUGACCAAUCGCCCUUCAACCUGGCGUUUGGGAAAAUAUAUGCGGGACUGCACGACAUAGAUGAUGGACCGUUGGCUUCAAUGGUUGGCUCUUACCAAAAUACCAACGAUGGUGUGGUUGUGGUUGUAGAGUUAUGUCUCGCAAGUGAAGAGUCAGUGAGAAUUGUUGAGCAAUAUAUUAUGAGAGGCUAA
Molecule: messenger RNA, 1414 nt
Organism: Rosa rugosa (rugosa rose)
Lineage: Eukaryota; Viridiplantae; Streptophyta; Magnoliopsida; Rosales; Rosaceae
Exons: 3
Coding region: 599-1414 (271 amino acids)
Source: RefSeq, a predicted model, not a curated record